Molecule: messenger RNA, 5121 nt
Organism: Gorilla gorilla gorilla (western lowland gorilla)
Lineage: Eukaryota; Metazoa; Chordata; Mammalia; Primates; Hominidae
Gene: PGLS
Product: 6-phosphogluconolactonase
Exons: 5
Coding region: 4024-4914 (296 amino acids)
Biological process (GO): carbohydrate metabolic process; pentose-phosphate shunt
Molecular function (GO): 6-phosphogluconolactonase activity
Source: RefSeq, a predicted model, not a curated record
CUGCCACCACGCCCGGCUAAUUUUUUUGUAUUUUUAGUAGAGAUGGGGUUUCACCGUGUUAGCCAGGAUGGUCUCGAUCUCCUGACCUCGUGAUCCGCCCUCCUCAGCCUCCCAAAGUGCUGGGAUUACAGGCGUGAGCCACCGCACCCGGCCUAAUUUAUUUAUUUUUAAGACAAGGUCUUAUUCUGUUGCCCAGGCCAGAGUACAGUGGCAUGAUCAUAGCUCACUGCAGCCUUGACCUCCCACACUCAAGCAAUCCUCCAUCAGCCUCCUGCGUGGCUGAGACUACAGAUAUGCACCAUCACGCCCAGCUAAUUUUUUGAUUUGUUUGCAGAGAUGAGGUCCCACUGUAUUGCCCAGGCUGGUCUUGAACUCCUGGGCUGAAGCCAUCCUCCUGCCUCGGCCUCCCAAAGUGCUGGGAUUACAGGUGUGAGUCACCGUGCCCAGUUUAUACUGGUUUUUCAAUCUCAUAAUCAGGAGGCUACUAAGUGACAAAUGAGUGGGCAUGGGGGGAGUGGUGUCUCCAGCAUGGAUCUGCUGGACAAAGGGGUGAUUCAUGACCCUGGGCGGGACAGAGAGGGAUGGAGCAAGGCAGUCCGAGAUUUCAUCAUGCUCCUCAGAACAGCACACAAUUUAAAACUUAUGAAUUGCUUAUUUCUGGAAUUCUCCAUUUAAUAUGUUUGAACUGUGGAAACCUCAGAAAGAGAAACUUUGAAUAAGCGGGGACUACUGUACUCUCAACUGACUCUCACCUCUGCUGUCCCCCUCGCGUGUCAUAAUGUUGGCAUCCUGUUUGUUGUCUCUACCUCAGGGGACAGGAGGUGACAGAGCAUUUGCUGGGAGAGGACACCGAGGGGGUGACCCUCGUGUGCAGAUGAGCAAGUGAAUUCUUUUUUGUUUUUUGCUUUUUGUUUGAGACGGAGUCUUGCUCUGUCGCCCAGGCUGGAGUGCAGUGGCACAAUCUGACUCACUGCAGCCUCCGCCUCCCGGGUUCAAGCAAUUCUCCUGCCUCAGCUUCCUCAGUGGCUGGGAUUGCAGGCACGUGCCACCACACACAGCUCAUUUUUGUAUUUUUAGUAGAGACAGGGUUUCACCAUGUUGGCUAGGCUGGUCUCGAACUCCUGACCUCAGGUGAUCCACCCACCUUGGCCUCUCAAAGUGCUGGAAUUACAGGUGUGAGCCACGGCACCCAGCUGGGCAAGUGAAUUCUGACUAAUCUCUCUCCAACCUUGCAACCACUUCAGGAAGUGUCACCAUGGUCCCCAUUGUACAGAUGCAGAAACUGAGGCACAAGAAGGGUAAUGGACUCAUUGCCAGGGGCUCCAGGUGAGACAGUGGCCCAGUGAACUUUCUUGUUCCAAAGCCUCUAGCUGCAAUAGUGUCUAGGAAGUUCCCUCCGAGUUGGCCAGAAAAUAAUCCCAAUGACUCUUAGGCUUGAACUCUGUUAGUUUUUCUUAUUAAUUAACAGACUUUUUGGGUUUUAUUUAUUUAUUUAUUGUUUUGAGACGGAGUCUAGCUCUGUUGCCCAGGCUGGAGUGCAAUGGCGAGAUCACGGCUCACUGCAAGCUCCUUCUCCCAGGUUCACACCAUUCUCCUGCCUCAGCGUCCCAAGUAGCUGGGACCACAGGCGCCCGCCACCACACCUGGCUAAUUUGUAUUUUUACUAGAGACGGGGUUUUUCAUCGUGUUAGCCAGGAUGGUCGUGAUCUCCUGACCUCGUGAUCCACCCGCCUCGGCCUCUCAAAGUGCUGGGAUUACAGGCGUGAGGCACCGCGCCCGGCCUAUUUAUUUAUUUAAGAGGGAGUCUUGCUCUGUCGCCCAGGCUGGAGUGCGGUGGCGCGAUCUUGGCUCACUGCAACCUCUGCCUCCCGGGUUCAAGCCAUUCUCCUGCCUCAGACUCCGAGUAGCUGGGAUUACAGGCAUGAGCUACUACGCCUGGCUAAUUUUUGUAUUUUUAGUAGAGAUGGGGUUUCUACUUCAUUUGAGAGGCUGGUCUCGAACUCCUGACCGCAGGUGAUCUGCCUACCUUGGCUUGCCAAAGUGUUGGGAUUACAGGCGUGAAGCACCACGCCUGGCCUAUUCCUUUUUUUUUUUUUGAGACAGAGUUUUGCUCGUUGCCCAGGCUGGAGUGCAAUGGCGUGAUCUCAGCUCACCACAACCUCCACCUCCGGGGUUCAAGCCAUUCUCCUGCCUCCACCUCCCGAGUAGCUGAGAUUACAGGCAUGUGCCACCACGCCCAGCUAAGGCUUUGUAUUUUUAGUAGAGACAGGGUUUCUCCAUGUUGGUCAGGCUGAUCUUAAACUCCCGACCUCAGGUGAUCCACCCGCCUUGGCCUCUCAAAGUGCUGGAAUUACAGGCGUGAGCCACCACGCCCAGCCCUCCUUUCUUUUUGAAUAGUCCUGGCACCGUUGCCAAAGAUGAGCUGACCAUAUAUGCAUAGGUUUAUUUCUGCAUCAGUUCCAAUCAUUUAUUUAUAUGUCUAUCCUUAUGCCAAUACCACAGUUUUGAUUAUUGUACCUUUUUAUUGUUUGAAAUGAGAAAGUAUGAGUCCUCGUAUUUUAUUCAAGAUUGUUUUGGCUAUUUGGGGGCCAUUUGCAAUUUAUUAUUAAUUUUAGGAUCAAUUUGUCAAUUUCAACAAAAACAUUGUAAAUUUGAAAGGGAUUACAUUGCAUCCGUAGACCAAUUUGUGGAGUACUGCCAUCUUAACAAUAUUAUACUUUCCAAUCCAUGAACGUGGAAUGUCUUACCAUUUAUUUAGAUCAUCUUUAAUUUUUUAUUUCAGCGAAGUUUCAGUUCUUCUGCUUGUUUCGAGACAGGGUCUCACUCUAUUGCCCAGGCUGGAGUGGAAUGGCAGGAACACAGCUCACUGCAGCCUUAGCCUCCUGGGCUCAAGUGAUCCUCCCACCACAGCCUCCCAAGUAGCUGGGACCACAGGCAGCUGCCACCGGGUCCAGCCUUGGCUUCCCAACGUGCUGGGAUUACAGCUGUGAGCCACCAAGCCCAGCUACAGCUCUCAAGAAGUACAGUCUUGUACUUCUUUUAUUAAAUUUAUGCCUACUUUAUACUUUAUGAUGCUAUGGUAAAUGGAAUUGUUUUCUUAAUUUGCUACUGAUUUUAAAAUCCACUACCUGUGUGAGUUGAACUGCGCUUACACACAUCACUGAAAUGUCCCACUCUCAGAAGUGGCCCAGCCUCCCCAGGCCCACCAGGCCUUCUUCCUCUUCCAGCCCUCUGUUCAGGCAAGAACUCGAUUGGAGGCCUUUCUGGGCACUCAGAGGGACACACCACCACACUAGGAGGGUUAGCUUAAAAAAUUCAACAAGCAUGGCCAGGCGCAGUGGCUUUCGCCUGAAUGCUACCACUUUGGGAGGCCGAGGCAGGAAGAUCGCUUGAGCCCAGGGGUUCAAGGCCAGCCUAGACCAUAUAGCAAGAGCCCGUCCCUCCGGAAAAUGUAAAAAAAAAAAAAAAAAUUCAACAAGCAUAUUUUCAUCCCCUACUUUUUUUUGAGAUGGAGCCUCGCUCUGUCGCCCAAACUGGGGUGCAGUGGCACGAUCUCGGCUCACUGCAACCUCCGCCACCCGGGUUCAAGCGAUUCUUCUGCCUCAGCCUCCCGAGUAGCUAGGAUUACAGGCGCCCGCCACCACGCCCGGUUAAUUUUUUGUGUUUUCAGUAGAGACGGGGUUUCACCGUGUUAGCCAGGAUGGUCUCGAUCUCCUGACCUCGUGAUCCGCCCGCCUCGGCCUCCCAAAGUGUUGGGAUUACAGGCGUCAGCCACCGCGCCCGGCGGUGCAGGAAUUUUAAAACUCGCCAAAAUACGCCCUCCUUCAGAAAAUCCCUGCCACCUCGAUAGGACGUCCUCUUCUUGAGCUCCCCUCUCCGGCCCUCCCUGAUACCGCAAGGUUGAGCAUUCGGGCACUGGCUUCCCGAACUCACUUCGACUCAGGCACAGCAGGCAAAAAGAUUCAAUGGGUAGGGCCGGACCGACUGCCCGACCUUCGCGGUGCUUCACUUACCUCACUGCGCAUGUGCCAAAGACAAUCACCCAAAGUACUCGAAACCCAGCGGCAGGGCCGGCCCUUGCGCAGGCGUACUAGCGGCCGUAGGGAGCGCUUCCUCCUCCCCGCCGCCGCCCUCGCCAUGGCCGCGCCGGCCCCGGGCCUCAUCUCGGUGUUUUCGAGUCCCCAGGAGCUGGGUGCGGCGCUAGCGCAGCUGGUGGCCCAGCGCGCAGCAUGCUGCCUGGCAGGGGCCCGCGCCCGUUUCGCGCUCGGCCUGUCGGGCGGGAGCCUCGUCUCGAUGCUAGCCCGCGAGCUGCCCGCCGCCGUCGCCCCUGCCGGGCCAGCCAGCUUAGCGCGCUGGACGCUGGGUUUCUGCGACGAGCGCCUCGUGCCCUUCGAUCACGCCGAGAGCACGUACGGCCUCUACCGGACGCAUCUUCUCUCCAGACUGCCGAUCCCAGAAAGCCAGGUGAUCACCAUUAACCCCGAGCUGCCUGUGGAGGAGGCGGCUGAGGACUACGCCAAGAAGCUGAGACAGGCAUUCCAAGGGGACUCCAUCCCGGUUUUCGACCUGCUGAUCCUGGGGGUGGGCCCCGAUGGUCACACCUGCUCACUCUUCCCAGACCACCCCCUCCUACAGGAGCGGGAGAAGAUUGUGGCUCCCAUCAGUGACUCCCCGAAGCCACCGCCACAGCGUGUGACCCUCACACUACCUGUCCUGAAUGCAGCACGAACUGUCAUCUUUGUGGCAACUGGAGAAGGCAAGACAGCUGUUCUGAAGCGCAUUUUGGAGGACCAGGAGGAAAACCCGCUGCCCGCCGCCCUGGUCCAGCCCCACACCGGGAAACUGUGCUGGUUCUUGGACGAGGCGGCCGCCCGCCUCCUGACCGUGCCCUUCGAGAAGCAUUCCACUUUGUAGCUGGCCAGAGGGACGCCGCAGCUGGGACCAGGCAUGCGGCCCAUGGGGCUGGGCCCCUGCUGGCCGCCACUCUCCGGGCUCUCCUUUCAAAAAGCCACGUCGUGCUGCUGCUGGAAGCCAACAGCCUCCGGCCAGCAGCCCUACCCGGGGCUCAACACACAGGCUGUGGCUCUGGACAUCCGGAUAUUAAAAGGAGCGUUGCUGGAA